AUGUCUGAACAGUGCAGUAAGUUAGCUUAUCCAAGCGCAAUCAAGAAAAGGGUUGAAGGCGAUUGGAAUUGCCCUAAUUGUUUAAAUUUGAACUUUUCCUUCAGAAAUAUUUGCAAUCGUUGCGGAUAUACAGACCAGCUAAUGCCUACAUUCAAUGCAUUCUUAUACAUGAACGCACCUUCUUUGGAGGAAGCCUCAGCUUUAUCAAAUGAUGCAGGAAAUCCUCCACCCAGGCUUGAUAUUUCUCAAUUGCCCUCUAUUUCUCCCUUUUUGAGAGAAAAAUAUCUUCAAACCAGAAUUGAGAUCAAUCCUGUGACCAAGCGUUUAUUAAAAUUUGAAAACGAAAAUACAACAAAUGAUAAAACAAACGAAAAUACGCCAAAUUUCAAAGCUAAAACAAAGCCAAAGCAGCAAAGAAAAUCUGGUACAUUGCCUGUUCAUAUUAAAAAACCUGCUAAAGAAAAAGAGGGGGAUUGAAUAUGUCUAAAGUGCAAUAAUUGAAAUUUUGCUUUUCGUUCAGAGUGCAACAUAUGUAAAGAAGCCAAAGAGAAGUAA
Messenger RNA from Blepharisma stoltei, 555 nucleotides. Lineage: Eukaryota; Ciliophora; Heterotrichea; Heterotrichida; Blepharismidae. The record is from the annotation of a GenBank genome assembly.